Molecule: messenger RNA, 1811 nt
Organism: Lutra lutra (Eurasian river otter)
Lineage: Eukaryota; Metazoa; Chordata; Mammalia; Carnivora; Mustelidae
Gene: ARRB2
Product: arrestin beta 2
Exons: 15
Coding region: 183-1412 (409 amino acids)
Biological process (GO): signal transduction; positive regulation of ERK1 and ERK2 cascade; G protein-coupled receptor internalization
Cellular component (GO): cytoplasm
Molecular function (GO): angiotensin receptor binding
Source: RefSeq, a predicted model, not a curated record
GGCUGACGCAGCUGGGCCCGGUUCCCCAGGAGUGCAGGGGGGCCGGAGGGGCGGGGGAGAGGAGAAAGAGCGGCGGGCGCGCGUGCGCAGUGGCGCGGGGAGGAGCGGGGACCUGGCAGCAGGCUGGGAGGCUGCGAGCGAGCCGCGAACCGGGCGGGCGGCGGGUGGCGGGCGCGCGCACCAUGGGGGAGAAACCGGGCACCAGGGUCUUCAAAAAGUCGAGCCCCAACUGCAAGCUCACUGUGUACUUGGGGAAGCGGGACUUUGUAGACCACCUGGACAAAGUGGACCCCGUAGAUGGCGUGGUGCUCGUGGACCCUGACUACUUGAAGGAUCGCAAAGUGUUUGUGACCCUCACCUGCGCCUUCCGCUAUGGCCGCGAGGACCUGGACGUGCUGGGCUUGUCCUUCCGCAAAGACCUAUUCAUCGCCAACUACCAGGCCUUCCCACCGGCGCCCAACCCCCCGCGGCCCCCAACCCGCCUGCAGGACCGGCUGCUCAGGAAGCUGGGCCCGCAUGCCCACCCCUUCUUCUUCACAAUCCCCCAGAACCUUCCCUGCUCCGUCACUCUGCAGCCAGGCCCCGAGGACACGGGGAAGGCCUGCGGGGUAGACUUUGAGAUUCGAGCCUUCUGUGCCAAAUCACUAGAAGAGAAAAGCCACAAAAGGAACUCUGUGCGUCUGGUGAUCAGAAAGGUGCAGUUUGCCCCAGAGAAACCCGGCCCCCAGCCUUCAGCAGAAACCACACGCCACUUCCUCAUGUCCGACCGGUCCCUGCACCUUGAGGCCUCCCUGGACAAGGAGCUCUACUACCACGGGGAGCCCCUCAAUGUCAACGUCCACGUCACCAACAACUCCACCAAGACCAUCAAGAAGAUCAAAGUCUCUGUGAGACAGUAUGCCGACAUCUGCCUCUUCAGCACCGCCCAGUACAAGUGCCCUGUGGCUCAGAUCGAACAAGAUGACCAGGUGUCCCCCAGUUCCACGUUCUGCAAGGUGUAUACUGUCACCCCGCUGCUCAGCGACAACCGGGAGAAGCGGGGUCUGGCCCUGGACGGGAAGCUCAAGCACGAGGACACCAACUUGGCUUCCAGCACCAUCGUGAAGGAGGGCGCCAACAAGGAGGUGCUGGGCAUCCUGGUGUCCUACAGGGUCAAGGUGAAGCUGGUGGUGUCUCGUGGCGGGGACGUCUCUGUGGAGCUGCCUUUUGUCCUCAUGCACCCCAAGCCCCAUGACCACAUCACCGUCCCCAGGCCCCAGACAGCUGCUCUGGACACAGGUGUACCCGUGGACACCAACCUCAUCGAAUUUGAUACCAAUUAUGCCACGGACGACGACAUCGUGUUCGAGGAUUUCGCCCGGCUCCGGCUAAAAGGGAUGAAGGAGGAGGAUUAUGAGGACCAGCUCUGCUAGGAGAGGGGUGGGUGCGGGGGGCGGGGGGGAGCAGCCUCUCCGCCCUCCCCCCUCCGCCCAGCAGCUCCCCCCACCCCACGCCUCCCCUCCCUCCCUCCCACCCUCCAGCGUGGGCCGCCCCCAAACACACACUGGACCCGUCUCUCCUGGAACGUGGGCCUGACGUUUUGGACUCCAGCUGUGCCCACCCCCCACCCCCGUGGGCGGCAAGCUGUGUUCAGACUAAAUUCUGCGGAGGGUGCUGGAAAGACAGCGGGGAAGUGGGGAGAAGGAACCCCACGUUCAACCUCACAUCACAGCAACAGCUUCCCUUUCCAGGGAAAGGAGACCCUCUUGGGGGAGCAAGGCCACUUCUUUGUUUCUGAGCAUAAAGAAGAAAUUAAACCUUUUCAUAGGCAA